UUUUCCCUGUUCCCGCCAUGAUUUUCCCCGUUGGAGUCUGGUGCGCUCGAGGAAUGCUGUUUUUUUUUUUUUUUUUGCAGAUUUCUGGGUCGGAAAAUAGUCUUGUUAGGGGUUUUCUUUUCCUUUAAUUGUUUUCCUUGGCUUUUCCUAUCUUGGAAUUUUGAGGGAUUUUUGCUGUUUUCUUGAACAAUCCAUCGGAAUCAUGCACCCUCAAGGAAUGCUGGUUUUUUUUCGUAGAUUUUUCUUUGAAAAAGAUCGAUCUUUUUUUGGUAUUUUGUUCUUUUUGCUGGUUUUAAUCGGGUUUCCCUAUCCUGGAAUAGGUAAAAGAGGGAUUUUUCUUUAUGAGUAGUUUGCGAAUGCGGGAUUUCAUAUGGGUUUUGGGGGGAGAUAGGGUUCUACUUUUUGUUGGGGAUCUGUCGUAUGGGUUCUUGAAACGGAUGAGCGUAGGAAUGUGGGCUUGUGUUCAAGGGUGGUAAGAACACUGGAUUUCAUGUGGGUUUGUCGGAAAUAGACCUCUGAUUUUUACCCCUUUCGGUUUUGGAGUGGUAAAAUAGGGAUCUUGGUGAAGGGGAUCAUAUCUAAAUCUACCCUUAUCCCCUCUUUCCAGGGUUCUUCUUCACGCAAGAGGUAGCAAUGCGGUUGUAGUACUCUCGUUUUAGCUAUUUUUCUUGAUAUAGUUUUUGCUUUUGAAUGCUGGUUUGCCUACUGGUUUUGCAUAAAGAUACGGUUUUGUUCUCAAGAUUUUCUUUGGGAGAAAAAGAUUGUUGGGAAAAGGUUUGACAGAGAAACUGCACUGCUUUCGUUGUUUAACCUGGGAAUCUUAUCUGUUAUGCCUUUGAUGUUAUGUUGGUUCCGAUCUUUUUUCUCCAAGAUUUUGUUUUCAGGUCUCUUGAUUUGUUACAAGAAGUGAAAGGUAGAAUUUUUCCUCUGGUUUCUGCUGUUUUAUUUGAGAAUCUUCAUGAGGAUGAGGUGCAUGAAGCCUGUGCCUUGAAUCUUUGGAAUCUUGAAGUAAGAUGCCCUGCUUGUAUUUAUAUGCUGGUCAUUAACUAAAACUUGUAAGGAUGCUGUUUCCAUGUGCUUUUUGCCUUCUACACUUAUAUUAAUUUCCCAUGAGUACAUUUCCUUAGGCAUUCGUUUGGUUCGUGGGAAGAAUUUUUUCUCACUAGAAUAAUUUUUCUGGAAAGAUGAUUUCUAAGAAUAUGAUGUUUGGAAAAAUAGUUUUGGCAUGUUUGGUUGAUCAUGAAAGAGUGGUACAUUUCAGUGGCUUAUGUUUGGUUGAGCAUCUACUGAAAAAGUUGUAUGAAAUAUCUAUUAUAUCCUUAAUAAAGGGAAAAACUUUAUCCAUAGAUUUUGAUGGCUUAAGGAUACUUUGGGAAAAAAAAGGGCUCUAAUUUUUAACUGGUGGAAAAGUAGCUUUUCCAUGUCCUCUAUGAAUUUUUUAUGAAACAUGGGAAUUGUAUUCCCAUGAAAAUGCUACUUUUUCAUAUUUUUCCUUUGAAAACUCCAACCAAACAAGAGGCAUUUCUUUGUUUUUCCGUUGACCGCACUUUCUCCCCUUCUUUUCCCGCGAACGAAACUAGUUCUAGAUGUUUUCUCCCAUAUAUUCGUAGAAGGAAUGCCUAAUUGGAUCUGAUUCUUAAAUGCAUAAAUUUUAUUAGGUAAAUUUCUUCUUGUAAACUCCGUUAUUAUAUAUGUAUUAUCGCACUAUUUGUUUAAUUCUUGCCCUAAGAGGAAAAUAUGUAAUAAUGACUCUGCUCUGUUAACAUAUCCAGUUCACCGUAAAACAAGGGGAGAAUUUCUAAUGUCUCUACAAUGGCAUGAAAUUCAGGUUGAAACAUUAACUUAUAUGAUUCGGUAUGGUUCCAUUUGGGUAGCACAUUGCUGGAGGUGGACAUGAGUAUGUUGGUGGGGAUAUGCUCCAGCCAAGGGAAGCUGAUAUACCCGGUCUUUUUCUGUUCUUGGUUGUGCUCCCUCUGGUCUCUUACAUUUUACUUGGAAUAUGGAAGGAGACUUCGAAAAAGAAGGCCAGGAUAAGUGUGCUUGCACAGUUUGCCGCUGAGGAAGCUCUCAGAGUUGACGCAAUGGCAUCUGCUGAUGUUAUACCAGAUGGGCCUUCUCUGAAAACUGGCUUUCAUGAGUGUGCCAGAUGCUUUGCUCCUGCUACAACUCGCUGCUCCAGAUGUAAAUCAGUCAGAUACUGUUCUGGAAAGUGCCAAAUAAUACAUUGGAGGCUGGGGCACAAGCAGGAAUGUCAGCAAUGGCAAGAUACCAGCUCCAAUCUUUCUGGUGGCCUUUCUCCAGUUCCGCAGAAUUCUCUUUUAGAUGAUGUCAAAUCAUCAUUCCUUGGAAAUGAUAUUGAACUGCCCCUGCAUGGGGAUCUUCUUGGUAAUGUAUCGAGUGAUCCUUGUGUUAUGAAACUUGAUACACCUCAAGAUUCAGCUGCAGGGAGAAAGCUAUCAGAGAAGCAGGCUCUUAAUAGAUCAAAAAGUGUUGCCUUUAAAAAUGAUGAAAGUGCUGCAUGUGCAUAUGAUGAAGCCAUUAGCGCAGAUGGUCAAACUAUAUAUUCAAGCUCCUUGUUUACAGAAUUUUCAUCAAAGGAUCGUCCUUUGGAACAUAAGUUAGGAACUGCGAAUUUCACACCUGAUGAUGGAACUCACGAGAUUCGAGACACCAGCCGUUCAUCCACUGCCAAAAGUGCUUUGCACCAGUCUCAUAAAUUAGCAGAUGAAACUAGGAAUGGACUUAAGGCAAGCAGUUCUCCUGGAAUUUCAGUCCCAUCCCAUGUGGAUAAAAAUGUGAUUAAUGGAUGUGGUGUGGGUGCUAAUAUCACUUCAGAGAAAGCUGAGUUUUUUGAAGGUGGAUUUUGUUCUGCUAGUGAAACAGUUGACUCGAGCUAUUCAGCUGAAAAUUUUUCCCCUAAAGGAAGCAUAGUUUUCAAAAAACCUCCAUACACAUUGGGACGCACAGCUUCUUUGCCACAAAAAUCGGCUGAGAGAGCAUCGAGAGAGUACCCUUCUCAAGGAAAAGAAAGGCAUGCCCACAUGGACAAUGAAUCUAGAAACUCCCGAACAAGUGUUGCACAGGGCUGCAAUGGGGUCUCCAACAUGGAAGGGGCAAAGGUGGCAGGAUCAAAGAAACCUUCAAAAGUCCUCAAACGGAAUCUUAUGAGCUUGAUAAAUGACAAGAAAAAUAAGGUAUGCCAGCUGGUGUUUUCUUAUGAGGAUCUUGUCAGGCUUUUUCAGUGCGAAGUUUGGGGCAUAUCUCCAAGAGGGCUUCUUAAUUGUGGAAACAGUUGCUAUGCUAAUGCUGUCCUGCAAUGUCUUACCUGCACAAAACCUCUCAUGGUGUACUUGCUUCAGAGGUCGCAUUCAAGAACCUGCCGAGCCAAAGAUUGGUGCCUCAUGUGUGAACUUGAGCAGCAUGUUUCCAUGCUACGGGAAGGUGGAGGCCCUUUGUCUCCCGGUAGGAUCCUUUCAAACAUGAAGAACAUUGGAUGUCGUAUGGGUGGUGGUAACCAGGAAGACGCACAUGAAUUUCUAAGGCUUCUAGUUAUGUCUAUGCAAUCUACAUGCCUUGAGGGAUUUGGUGGUGAGAAGGAAGUGGAUCCAAAAUUGCAAGAGACAACACUAGUGCAACAGAUUUUUGGUGGUCGGCUGAAGUCGAAGGUUAAGUGCCUAAGGUGCCAUAUUGAGUCUGAAAGAUAUGAAAAUAUUAUGGAUCUUACGCUGGAAAUACAUGGUUGGGUUGAGACUUUGGAAGAUGCGCUCACACAAUUUACUGCUUCUGAGGAUUUAGAUGGAGAGAACAUGUACAGAUGUGGAAGGUGUUCGGCAUAUGUUAAAGCCAGAAAGCAGUUGAGCAUACAUGAGGUGCCAAACAUCUUAACGAUAGUUCUGAAAAGGUUCCAGACAGGAAAAUAUGGCAAAAUCAAUAAAUGCGUCACUUUUCCUGACAUGCUGGACAUGAUUCCAUUUGUGACUGGGACUGCUGAUAAUCCUCCCCUUUACAUGUUGUAUGCGGUUGUUGUACAUUUGGAUACCCUGAAUGCAUCAUUCUCUGGGCACUAUGUCUCUUAUGUCAAAGAUCUGCAAGGAACAUGGUUAAGGAUUGACGACUGUGAGGUGCAAGCUGUGCCACAGAGUCAAGUUAUGUCUGAAGGUGCAUACAUGCUAUUCUACUCGAGGUCUUUUCCACGUCCACCAAGAGCUUACAUUGAUAAAGCACCUUCACAAGCUGCAGCUUAUGCAAAGCAUAACGCAUCAAAAAUCCAAAAAUCUUCAAAACACGGGAAACAGAAACAAACUGAAGGCCCAUUUACCCCAGAAAAUUUAGCAUACAUGCAAAAUGAUUUCAGACCCCAAAAUAGGGAAGGCAUCAUCAAAGAUCCAACCACUGACUGCAUGGUACAGUCCUCAAGCAGAAAUAUGCUCCCAACAGGGGCCACAUAUGCAGAUUCAUCGAGCAUGGACUUCUCUGAUGCUACAUCUAGCGAUUGGUCUCUUUUUACCAGCUCGGAUGAAUCAUCCUUCACCACUGAGAGUACUAGAGAUUCGUUCAGCACUGUUGAUUAUGGAGACCAUGCUACCCUUGAUCCCAUUUCCUCUAUAUUCGGCCCCUUAUAUGUUCCAGAGUAUUCUCACAGCAAUGGCAUUUCAUGUAAAGAGUUCUCAGCUUGGAGGCCGCAGACAAGGUUCUUUUCAGAGAGCAUGGGAUUUGUUAUGGAUUCUUCGAUGCCGAGUCAAUCUCUUGGCAAUGUACAUAAAGAAAGGAUCUCUAACAGAUCCAUGCUUUUUCAACCGAGUCGUUUAUCUUUGGCAAGGAGCUAUGGUCUGUAUGGUCAAUACGGGAGAAAUCCCAAAGAUGAUUUUGUUCAAACUACAGGUUUUUGUGAUAUGUAGCGCUUAGAUUCUCAUGGUUCUAGUGGGGCCCUCUUGCUGUGGUUGAUCCCCAAGUUGAGCGUUGGCCAUGCCUCACAUUUUUUAAUUGAGUGAGGCGUGUUCUGAUCUUGAUGCAGUUGUCGAGGGGAAUGGUGAGAGAGAGAGAGAGAGAGAGAGAGAUUAUGUAUUUAAUGAAGUAAAUUGGUGGAGAUGCAUAGUUUCAUUUUAAGAAUUUAGAUAAUGAUCUAUCCAUUCUUACACCCUUCUCGGCC
Messenger RNA from Phoenix dactylifera (date palm), 5149 nucleotides. NCBI's taxonomy places the organism in Eukaryota, Viridiplantae, Streptophyta, Magnoliopsida, Arecales, Arecaceae. The record is from RefSeq and is a predicted model, not a curated record.